ACUCAUCAGUUCCAGUUCGGUUCAGCAAAAAUUGUGCAAAUAAAUUGCGGAAAGUCGGAUUGUUUAUGUGGGAAUCGGCAGCGAAAAGCGACUCGGCGGCAGCAACAACUAUAGUGAAUGAAGUGAGCACUGCCACUCCCACGCACACCACUGUGCAGUCUGUGUGCGCCAACUGUGAAUUGCGAAGUGCGAAUUCCGUACUUCGGAUUGUGGAUUCCCCCCGCCCCUGAAGCACUUGGAAAACCAACACCUGGCGCACGUACACGCGCACGCACACCUGUCCUGCUAGCGCAAAAAGAGUCCCUGUCAGCUGGUGCAGCGAUUCCUGAAGCAACACCGAGGAGCAGGACACCGUGGAAAGAGACGACAACUGAAGCUGGUCUUCAGUGAACACAGAGUCCAGUGAGCAGGUGUGAGCAAGUGAACAGGAGUCACAGAUUAUCUGAGCGACCACCUGGAUGCCCGGUUUUCACCUCAAUGAGAUGGGUGAAAUGGUCCUGGACGCCAUCGACGACAUCGGCGUGGUCGAUGUGUACGACUUGGCCUCUGACAUUGGCAAGGAGUACGAGCGGAUCAUGGACCGCUUCGGCACGGACGCCGUCAGCGGGCUGAUGCCCAAGAUCAUCAACACCCUGGAGCUGCUGGAGGCGCUGGCCACGAAGAACGAGCGCGAGAACGCCACCAUCCAGGAGCUGCGCGAUAAGGUGGCCCAGCUGGAGAGCGAGAAGUUGGAGAAGGCCGAGUUCCGGCGGCGGUUCGACAAGGAGCUGGAGCUGAUCGAGGAGCAGUGGCGCAGCGAGACCAACGAGCUGGUCGAUCUCGUCUCCUCACUGCAGGACGAGAACAAGCGGCUGGUGAAGCAGACGCAGGAUCUCCAGUCCUCGUCCGCCCAGAGCUCCGGCCUGGGGGCCAGUCUCACCGAGAGCAUUAUCAGCAUGACCAACCACGAGCUGCACGGCGCUCUUUCGGAUACUCAAGUGCUGCAACGGCUCAAGGAGCAGAUAUACAAGCAGCGCGACGAGUUGAAGCACCGCGAGCGGGAGCUGGCGGACAAGUACAGCGAGCUGGAGCACCUCAAUAUCCAGGCAGAGCGGCUGAAGGCAUCAGAGCGAGACACCCGGCGCCGCCACAAGCUGAUGCAGGCCCAAGUGAAGACGCUGUGCGAGGAGCGCGCCGACUUUCUUGCCCAGCUGCAGGACCAGAACCGCGAGAUCAACCAACUGCGCAAGCGGUUGGGCCUGGCCGAAAAGGAGAACGAGGACUUGGUGGCUUCGUACGACGAUGGCCAGAACGAUCCCAACCGGCCGCGGUACACCACGCGCGAGCUGAAAGAGUUGAUUAGCGAGCGCGAUGAGCUGCUGACCACCAUCGACACCCUCAACGAGCAGCUGGCGGAGCUAAAGCCACCAAGCCAGGCGAAGGGCAAGCGGCAGCGCCACUUCUCCAGCUCCGACGACAGCGAUGAGGACGACGAUGGUCACGUGGCGGACAACGACGAUGACGACGACGAGGAGGAGGCGGCUGCCGAGGCGAACGAGCUGGAGCCACCAGCGGCCGGAGAAACGCCACCUGGACACGAUGCGCCCGUGCAGGGACCUUUGCCCUACGAGCCGGACGAUGCGCCCUGGAAGAAGAGCUCCGAGUCGGGAAUACGCAAAUUCUUCCGGAAGCUGUUCUCGGACCCGUCGGACGGCAGCAACACAUUCCCGAAACGUUCCUUGGCCACGCUCUCCAAGAUGGCUCUGUCGGCCACGCCCGGUUCCGUUUCCGCCUCCGCAGCGGCGAAUUUAGGCAACAGCCUGUAUCUGACCCUGUCCCUCGCCAUUCACCUGCUCCGCCUGAGCUGUACAUACAUAGUUUACACACUCGAUUGCUGUGUCCUCGUAAUUCUAAGUUGUUAUGCGAUUUUGUUUACGUAAUACGCGUUUUAUUCGUAACUCGUAACCCCUAACUGUACUGGAUAUAUUUAAUACGAAUCCACUUUGUAUUUUUCGUACCUUCGAUUUAUUCUAACUUGAUUAACGACUACCACAUAAGACUCCAAACACACCACAGCCCCCACAUGUGCAAGUAUUUCAAAGAUCAAGAUCAAGAACAAAAACGAGAACGAAAACGAGAUUGAGAUCGAGAUUGUGCAAAGAUUGCCGAGUGAGUUUUUAAUGAAUUUAGACAAAAACAAGCUAAGAAAGACAAACAGUCCUCCCAGGUGCAGUUGCAGAGAAAACGAUACGGUGAGGAAAGGAGACGAGAGGAGAACUCUGGUUCUGGGACCCCAGAUCUUAGAAAGUCUAGGUAGAACGGGAAGAUUUUGCUUCAAUUAUCCGUAGUGUAACUGUCCCUAAGACCUCUGCAUCUAUCUAGAUCCUCGGCUAUCGCCAGCCAGUAUGAGUAUUUUAGCAUUCUCAUAGCAGUUGCCCCAAGCGGCCUUAUAAAUAUAUUACAAAUUUAUCAAAAUACGCAAACCUUAGAGCGAAAGAAACCUAAAAGAAUAUAUAAUUAGCAAACGUUACAACCUUAGCGCAUUGUUUGUUGACUUGAAUUGAACUAACUAACGAAACCAAUCUCAGCAACGUAGAUUCCAUUGAUCGCAUUCGUUUGCACAAAGAUGCCAAAUAGCGAAAAUCUCCGCGUUAGCCCAUUGCCGACCGGCCAGUCUGAAUCAAGGAAUGUUUUAGCCAAGAGUUUUACCACUGACCAGCUCGAAUUGUUGUUACCGCACCCAGACGACUUCGCCCAGAGCCCACACUCCACUUGAAGCCCAGUGAUUUCGAGGAGAUCUCAUCCCGAUCCUCGUUCAUAGCUAGUAUCCAUGUGAGAGACGCCCAUGUAGUGCAAUUACCAAUAUGGUGCCACUUCCCGCUCCCCUUCCACGCACAAGCACAAAGCGAGGAAACUCCGGUUACAUAUCAGCUCCAUCGCUAUCGUCGAUGCGAACGUGCCAAAGACUAAUGGUCAGACCCUAUGCCCCAUUGUCCGCAACUCCCCCCCACUACCCACUACCCACACCACGUACCGCACACCCAGCCCCCAACACCCCACUUGCCAAUCUCCAUUAACCCAUCUCGUUUCGUACACAACAAAGAGUGGCAACUGAACUUUUAUAAAAUUGAACACGAGCGCAAUGGCAUCGAAAUGAAAAAGUGGACUAACGUUGAGUGUCGAGUUGGGUGAAGACCACGAGAAGAAGAUGGAGAGACAUUGAGUAUUUGGUGAAUUAAUGUUAACUAAAUUUAUAUACACAUAUACACAUGCAUUAUACAUAAUAUACUUUACUAUAUACUAUGUAAUACCGUAUUAUAUGGAACUAUGACUAACCAAAAAGACAACAAGGCAACAAUUAUACAAACUUAAAAGCGUACCAGGGUGGCACUUGGACCAUGGACCGCAGGAGCGACCAGCGCGAAAGCGAGCGUCGGAUCGGAUCGGAUCGGAUUGGAUCGCAUCUUGGUGAACCGCAUCAGAGGGCGACGCCUCCGCAUCCGGGUAUCAUCUGCUCACCCCUGUACGUACAUCAAAUUUAUGAGUGGCUUCCUUUGAGCGACCACCAAAAUAAACUUAUGAACCAUGGA
Molecule: messenger RNA, 3569 nt
Organism: Drosophila sechellia
Lineage: Eukaryota; Metazoa; Arthropoda; Insecta; Diptera; Drosophilidae
Gene: Rilpl
Product: Rab interacting lysosomal protein like
Exons: 5
Coding region: 459-1919 (486 amino acids)
Biological process (GO): cilium assembly
Cellular component (GO): ciliary basal body; cytoplasm
Molecular function (GO): small GTPase binding; dynein light intermediate chain binding
Source: RefSeq, a predicted model, not a curated record